UUGACAGUUGACUUCUGAGCUCAGUUGAAUGUAAACACGGCAUCUAUAGUCAUAUUGGAUUUUCAUUCUUCCAUAGUUUUCAUCAUGUCACCAAAAAAUAUUUUGAUAACUUUCAUCAUAUUCUUAUGUUGCUUAAGGCUUGUAAGAUCACAUUCGUAUUAUUAUUCAAACGGCCAAUUAUAUCAAGAUUUGGGAUCAGGACAGUGGUAUCAGUUAUAUGACGUGUAUGAAGCACCUCAUCAUAAGAAGAAUAAAAAUGUCGUUAUUAGUGGGUGCUCACACUGUGAUUUUGAUUCCGAUGAGUCCAAAGAGUCGUCAGAAGAAACUAAAACCAUUACUAAGAGCCAAUGGAAAGUAAUUCAAGAAGCCCUUGAUAAAGGCUGUGACUUUGAUAUCGAUUACGGCAAAAUAAAAAUUGACUGCCACAAAAGCAAAAAGAAGAGCAAAAAGAACAAGAAGUUUUAUUUUGAAAUUGAAUAA
Messenger RNA from Trichogramma pretiosum, 480 nucleotides. RefSeq lists its product as uncharacterized. Lineage: Eukaryota; Metazoa; Arthropoda; Insecta; Hymenoptera; Trichogrammatidae. The record is from RefSeq and is a predicted model, not a curated record. Bases 85 to 480 code for a protein of 131 amino acids. The transcript has 3 exons.